UUUAGAGGAGGCUUGGUCACGUGACCAGUGAAACUAUUCACCGGUCUGCUCUAAAUGGAAGUGAAACAUGAAAAUAUCAGCGCGAAUUUCGCCAUGGAAGCGGAAAAAGUUUUGACAGCAAGUCCUGUAGACUUUUGGCAUGGACAUUAUGUGAUGUUAUUGUCUAUGCUGUUCUUCCAUGGGGUAAAUUCUGUCGUCUGCCGAAUGGGCAAACCAAAAUCAGUUAAGGAAGAUUCAUGGAAAUGGACAAAUUUAGUCGUUUCGUGGGUUCAUGCGCUUAUUGUAGGUGUAUGGGAUUUAAGUUGUUUUAUCCUGUAUCCAGAGUUAACAGAUGAUCUGUUAUACCAUAUAAAUUAUUUUACAUAUUGUAUGGUAGCCGUAUCAACAGGGUAUUUUAUGUAUGAUUUUUUGGAUAUGUUGAUGAAUAAUAAAUUAUUAAAACUAUGGGAGGUAACUCUACAUCAUCUUGCUGUAACAAGUAUUUUUUAUUUUAAUAUUUACAAACAAGCCUAUAUUGCCUUCAACUGUGUCGCUCUAUUAGCCGAAGUGAACUCUUUCUUCCUUCAUUCAAGAAAACUCUUACAGAUGUUACAAUACCAAUUUCAAGAUUCCUUUUAUAAAAUUGUUUGUGUGAUGAACUUGCUGACAUUUUUCGUGUUCCGCGGAAUUUCUCUUGUUUCCAUUAGUCUCUCGAUGAUGUUUUGGCGAGACAGGGUGACGAAGGUUUAUUAUUAUUCCCUAUUUUCCUCCAUGUUUUUUAUGAACGUCAUGAACCCCAUUUUGUUCUGGCGUCUGCUGAAAAACGACUUUUUACGACCUUCGAAAUCCAAGUCCGAAUCAAAGUUGGCGUACGGAGAAAAAGAGACAGUUGUGAUGAACGGAAAUAAUAACGUAGAACAUGUUAAUGAUAAACAUUUAAAAUCAAAUUAAUAUCUUGUUAAAAUUGUUUUUAAAUUUUCGUACUGCUGAGUGAAAUGAUGGAUAACUGUAAGAGUUAUGGCCCCUUUAUGUUAAUAUUUGUUGUAUUAAGGAUUGUUAUGAGUUGAUUACCCCAAAUAAUAUUGAUUGAAUGAUGAAUGUUCCAGAAUUGAAUUACAGCAAUCCCACUGUGGAUGAGAAUCAAGAAAUCACAAGAAUUUCAGACGACAAUAUCGUAACCAAUCAUUGACGCAGAAAAAAGUUCUCCAUAUUUGAUUAAUCCAGCAUACCACAUUACCACUUCUGUUCUGUGUCACUCAUUUGGAAUUUCAUCAAUUUGGAAUGUUCUGAACUUGCAAUUGAACUCAGCGUUCAAAUGGGAAAUUUAAAAGGAUAUAACUCUUGUUAGAAUAUAAUUUUAUUUAUCUCUGGCAUCUCCAGUAUAUAUAAUUGAGGGCCCAUUAUCCAGUUGUAUUUGUUAAUAUGGAGGUAUCGGUCAUCUCCAGUUUAAUUGAGGCCCUAUUAUCCAGCAUGAGCUUUCUACUUGUUUUGGAAGGUUGAAAGGGGCAUAACUCCUGUUGAAAUAUAAUUUGUAUUUGUUAAGAUGAAGGAGUCGGUCAUCUCCAGACUCCAGUGUAUAUAUAUGUGGAUCUAUUAUGCUGCCAAGCAUCCUCCCCAUUGAAAAGGGGCAUAACUCUUGUUAAAAUAUAAUUUGUAUUUGUUAAGAUGAAGAUGUCGAUCAUCUCUAUGUGGAUCUAUUAUUCUGCCAAGCAUCCUCCCUAUUUGAAAGGCGCAUAGCUCUUUGUUAAAGUAUAAUUUGUAAGGGGCAUAACUCUUGUUUAAAUAAAGUUUGUGCUUGUUAAUCUGAGGACCUAAUGUGAUGUUUAGUACUAAACAGAGUUGUUUAAUUUAUUGUGCUGUUCGUAAAGCGCACGGUUGUUUUUAAAAUAAUUAUUGUCUAUAGUUCUCACCAUCAUUUCCAAAUUUUCCAAAAUAUCUUUGCACAAUCAUAACUUCAUUUUUUUAUCAUGAUCAGUUGACAUUUUGUUUUAAUGUUUUAAUUCAAGCAACAAUAUAACCACAUUGUUUUUUUUUUCAUAUACAUUAAAUAUACCAAUGGUAAUUUCGCUUUAAUUUGUAGGGGUUGGGUGGCCAAUUGGUUAACUCAUGCAUGCUGCAUCACAAGGUCUGUCAUUGAAUCAAGUAGUGUAGUUUCGCUUCCCCGCUUGUCCAACCUUGUGCGUUUUCUCUGGGUCCUUCAGUUUACUCUCACUGCUAAAGACCCCUACGCGCAAGCAAAUUAUUAAAAUAAAAUUAAACCAUUUGUUAGUCCCAAAAUGACCUAGUUUAUUUUUAUGUGGACUGAACCUGACCUCUCUCUCUCUCUCUCUCUCUCUCUCUCUCACACAUCACUGGCUCUAGUCAGGAAAACUUGAAACUAAAGUAUUUUAAGAAUACUGAUGGCUCAUUGGCUAAACACUUGAAUCAUUGCACAAAUUGUUGCUCUUGGCCAAUGAAAACGCUGCAUUCUUAAAUAAUAUCCAAUUGCUUAAAACAUCAAAGCCUGCCCAUGAUAAAAAAAAUCUUAUUUAACAGAAAAGAUUUACAUGUAGCUUAUCUAGAUUCAUGUCGCACUUUAAAGCAGUUAAAAGAGAGAGUUAUACUAUUAGCUUUGCUCUUCCAGUAGAUCAGUUAUCCUAUUAGCCUUGCUUAUCAAGUACAAUUUAGCUGAACAUACAUUAUAUUCUAUUACGUAUAUAGAUGUCAAUUUCUUGUAUUAUUAAAUAGCUUGCCGAAGUUUACAAACUUAGAUUUGUCAGAUAUCGCCAUGACUUAUUUUUACUUUACAUUUUUAUUCUGGGGAUUUUUUUUUUCCUCCCCAUUUUUGUAUGGUGCCAACAGUUAUAAAAUUUUAAAUGUUAUUUUAAAGAUAGAAUUGAAUUAACUAUAAAAGAGGAAUAAUUUUGUAAUGUAGGCUUUGUUAGAAAAUUUAUCUAGACUAAAUUUUACUUUGACUAUAAAUUUAUAUUUUGGAGUGUUUUUCCUCCCUUAUCCUACACCAACAAUAUGAUUACAUCAAUUUUAGCUUGUAAUUUAAAGAUUUAAUUAGAAAAUAUAAAAAAUAAGUUAUUUUUGAAGAUUACAAUGUUGAAAGUGAGAUAUUGUUUAAACUGACUAUAUUUGCUCUGUUCUGAUUUUUAAUGUUACAGAUAGGGCCUAGGCCUGUAUAAGUUUAUCCUACACAAACAAUAUGAUGUCAUCCAUUUUAAAUUUUUAUUUAAAGAUUUAAUUAGAAAGUAUGAAAAAAGAAUUAUUUUUGAAGAUUACAAUGUUGAAAGUUAGAUAUUAUUGUUUUUAAGGUUCUAUAUUUGCUAUGUUCAGAUUUUGAAUGUUACAGAUAGGCUUGUAUAAGCUUAUAUAUUUUUUAUGAAAAAAUAAAAGUGCAAAUAUAGGGUUUUUUAGAGAAUAUUUUCUCUGUUCAGAUUUUUUAACACUGGGACAGGUACAUAUAUAUUUUAUGAAAAAGUAAAUAUUUUUGAAACAGUCUAUAUUUGUAUCUGACUGAACAAAAAAUAUUUUAUAUAUUAUUUAAUGAAUAUCUUUGAAAUGUAUAUGAGAGUUGUCUUUCCUUAAUAAUUAUUGCAAUGUUUUAUUAUAAAUAAUCCUUCCCACACCUCAAAUUAAGUUUUAUAAUUAUGAAAUGUAUCGAAUGGGCACCAAAAAUUGGAUCAUUCUUUACUUCGGUGCAACUUUCAUAAUGUUUGUACUGCAAUAAUAAUAUUUUGCACAUUAUAUCGGAGCAUUGGUGGCUCAGUUUGUUAGACACUGAUUGGCUAACGUGGUGGCCGAGAAAGUUCCAUGGGAUUUACCAGCUUGGAGCCACAACUGAGGGCCUAGCAAGGAACAUUACAGCAUCAAGUUGUUUGGAUGGUAUGAAAAAAAAACCCUUGACAGUUUAAGAAAUAAGAAUAGGCCGUAGCACCACUGUCCAGGCAAAAUUUCUCUGAAAGUACACUGCAUGGUUUAUGCCUAUCCUUAUUAGCCCAGUUGCAGCAGAAAAGUAGGAUGUUAAACCCCAUUUCAUUUCAUUUCGCAUUUUAUAUCAUAUGAAUUAAACCGGUAUGUUUGGAACAGUAAAAAGUUCAAGUUGAAGCCAAAUAAACAGUGUGCCAGCACAGGUAGUUUGGGGGAGUUUCCCACCGAUAUACAUAUGGUUACAGACCAAUGUAAAAUCAAAGUUCGACUAAUUUUUUGGGCGGACCACUAUAUAAAUCAUUUACCGUAUCUAUUUGCUAAAUCAUUGAAUACCAAAUAGAACAUUUCCAUCCAAUUUUAUAAUUUCAACCCCUCCAGUUAUUUAUUGAUUUUUUUAUUUUAAUCCAUGUUUCUUGUCACUGUGCUAUGAUUUUUAUACUUGUCUUUUAUCUAAUUCGAAAUUGUUACUUUUAAUGUGAACUUGCUACUUUUAAUCUGAAAUUUGCUUUUUUUAAUCUGAAAUUUGCUUUUUUUAAUCUGAAAUUUGUUAAUUUUAAUCUGAAAUCUGCAGCUUUUAAUCUGAAAUUUGCUACUUUUAAUCUGAAAUUUGCUUCUUUUAAUCUGAAAUUUGCUUCUUUUAAUAUGAAAUUUGCUACUUUAAAUCUGAAAUUCGUCAUGAUUCCAUCUUGUUACUGUUAAUCCAUUAAGUGCGUAGGUCAUUAUAUAACGUCCUGGGCAACUGCCAUUCACUGUGUGUAGGGUGUAAUAUAACGCCUUGGAGGUAUUUUCCCCAACCUAUUCUUAGAACAUAGUUCAUCACUUGGGGGAAUCACUUGGGAAUUCCCCCAUGAUCGCAGGAUGUGUAGGACGUUACAUUACAUCCUGGACAACUGCCAUUCACUGUGUGUAGGGCGUAAUAUAACGCCUUGGAGGUAUUUUCCCCAACCUAUUCUUAGAACAUAGUACAUAGUUCUUUGUCACUUCGUCAAAUUAAUUACACAAUAGGGGGUAGUUAACGUUUUAAAAAUGUCAUGUUUAACGGGUUAAUCAGAAUUUGCUAUGAUUAUUGACAAAUUGGUACAGACAUGUGAAUUCACAUACCAUAAAUAAAAACAUGAACUAUGAAUUUAAUUUGCAAAGUGUCCAUGUGUUAUGCACAUUUUGAAGUGGAAGCCCUUUUAUGACCCCAUCUAGUUAUUUCUUUUAUCAGACUUUGCUAUGAUUUAUUCCAGUAACAUGGUAGUUGAGUCUUGAAAUUGUCUCCACUUUGACUACAACUGGGGUGGGGUGGGGCUUGGGUGCUCUAGUGGUUUAACGUGUGUCUGUCAUUGAGUCAACUGGCGUGGUUUUGAUUCCCCGGUUGUACGUGACAAGGAGUAGAGUUGCCUGUCCAACCUCGUGGGUUUUCUCCGGGUCCUCCGGUUUCCUCACACUGCUAAAGACCCCUACGCGCAAGCGAAUUAUUGAAAUAAAAUUGAACCAUGACCAAUUUUGUGUAUAGUAGAUUUUCAGAUGUGGUUCCCCAUUGUCAGUUCCCCGUUUUAUUUCAUUUGCGUUGAAAGAAUAAAUAGUUAAUGUUGAUUGUUACAGUUUCAUUUUUUUUAAAAAAGCAACAGAAUUCUUGCUAUUCAGGGUGGUAGAAUUUAAACUUCUAGAUAUAUUUUAUGAACCUCUGUUAUAUACAGUUAUUUUUAUUUUUCACCAAGACUUUUAUAGUUUUACUGAAAAUUAAUUUUUUAAAAGUAGAUCAUUGUAAUUUUUUUUAGUUUUAAUUUUUCUAGUUUUAUUUUAUUUAGAAUUGAGAUGCAAAUGAUAAAAACAGAGACUAUUUAAUUGUAUCUGUAAAUAAAUAAAUAUAUGCUUGCAACACAUUUGAUUUCACUGUAUAAUUAAAGCCCAAUUGGGUUUCACUUUAACCGAAAAUGUUAAGUUUGAAGUUGCCGAUACUGAUUGUGCAUUAUUCAGAAAAUAAAAACUGUUUUACAGCUAAAAUUUACUGAAAUUGAUUGUUUAAAUUUCAAUUAAGAAAACAAAAUCAAAAUAAUCUCCUGGCUUGAAUUCAAUCAAUCCAAAAAAAAAAAGAGGCCCAUCAAAAGAAUUUAGAUAUUUUUCUAUUCAUCAUCUCAUUGUAAAUACUGAAUGCAGCAGAACUAUUUUUAUAGUAUUCUGGUUUGCAAGGGAUUAAAAAUCCCUUUAACAGCAACUUUGUCUGCAAAAUCCAAUAGAUUCAUAUAAGAUUGCUUAUUGUCAAUCAAAAACACAAAAUACCACAUUAUUUUUUAUUAUCAAAUCAAAUGUUUGAUUGUAAUACAAUUUGUAUUGUAAUUCAGUCUGUAUUGUUUGGUUGUAUUGUAAUGCAGUCUGUUUUUUAAUAUAGUCUGUGUUGUUAUUCGGCCUGUAUUGUAAUUCAGACUGUAUUGUAAUUCAGACUGUAUUGUUUGGUUGUAAUACAGUCAGUAUUGUAAUACACAAGCCUGGAAAUAAGGCACCUGUCACAGACAAUGUCAGGCACGGAUUCAGGCUUUUUCAGGCACUAAACCUCUGGUGCCUGUCAUUUUGUCCGGCACUGAUUUAUCUUUUUUAUUGAUAUUAUUAAUACAUGUCCGGCACUAAGUUGAAAAUGUCAGGUACUUUUUCAUUAGUGCCUGACAUUUUGUCAGGUACAUGUAAAACCGUUUUUCCAGGCCUGGUAAUACAGUCUGCAUUGUUUGUAAUCCAGUCUGAAUUGUUUGUAAUACAGUCUGUACUGUUUGUAAUACAGUCUGAAUUGUUUGUAGUACAGUCUGCAUUGUUUGUAGUACAGUCUGCACUGUUUGUAAUACAAUCUGAAUUGUUUGUAAUACAGUCUGUACUGUUUGUUAUAUAGUCUGCAUUGUUUGUAAUACAAUGUGCAUGGUUUGUAAUACAGUCUGCAUUGUUUGUAAUACAGUCAGUAUUGUUUGUUUGUAAUUGUGAAUAAUAUAACCAGGGUAGUUCUUGUUUUUGAUAAAUUUAUAUAGUUAUAAUUAUUGACAACCAUUUCAAAAUAAUCGAAAUCCAGACUUCUGUCUAUUCGUCUGCUGGUCAUAGAAUAAUUUUCAAAUUUCUGAUUUGAUUUUGAAGUUACAUUAGCAAUGUUUGAAAUUUGACCGCAAGCUAAAUUUCCAAAAAAUCUGUGAAUCUCUUUUGAGAUAUACACGUACCGGUAUUAAGUUUCAAGUUAUGGGCUGUGCAAACUUUUUAGUGGUUUUUAAGAUGUUUGAUAAACAUCUGUCAAAAUUACCCAGCUUUAUGUCAGUUCAAGUUUAGUUUCAAUAUGAUUUUAUUGAAAAUUAGGUGGGUUGGAUGGCCGAAUGGUUAAGCGGGCUUGCGCUGUAUCAUAAGGUCUGUCAUUGAGUCAACUGGCAUGGUUUCAAUUCCCCGGUUGUACGUGACAAGGAGUAGGGUCGCCUGUCCAACCUCGUGGGUUUUCUCCGGUUUUCUCCCACUGCUAAAGAAAGACCCCUACGCACAAGCGAAUUAUUGAAAUAAAAUUGAACCAUGUUAGUCCCGAAAUGAAAUGACGUAGUUUGUGUCGAGUGGACAUUAAACCCCAUUUCUCUCUCUCUAUUGAGCACUUUGAUGUGACCCAGGGAGCAGUAAUUUCAGUUAGUUUAAGACUGUACAGGUGCUAACGGGUUACCUAGAAACUGGGCUGGCCAGUUUCUAUUAUAUAUAUUUUUAUCUCUUUAUCUCUAGUCAGUAAAUAGAUAGUAUUAGUGAUAUCUACAGCUUUAUUAUAUUUUAUAGAUGUUAUAGUGGGUGGAGCCAGGACUCAGACCAAUUGGGAAAUUACUUUCUUGGCUUUGAAGCACACACAGGUAUGCAAAGACAAUUCUUUGCUCGCGGCUUCGCUUAGUGGAGUAUAAAUCAACCUUUAUAGAUACCAAAGUUACCCUGUCUGUCUACAAGUAAUUCUGCUUGGGAACGGACACGAAGCUAAUUGACCUAACAUUUUAAUUUCUAAAUCAACAAUUUUAGUUGAAAACACUAAGCAUACUUCAAGGAUUUAUAGAAGUAUUUAUUCUGCUUCCAUUUAAUAAAAUCGAAAUUGUAUAUUUUAUUUACUCUUUGUGUUUAUAAAGGAUGUAAAACGGAUUAGAACGACAUUACAAAAUAGUUUACUGGCAGAGAUCUUUUCUCAGAUAGCUAUUCUGUGUGCAUAAUGCCUGCUAUAGAGAUGGAGCCAGGAUUCAGACCACUUUGGAAAAAUUGUUGAGAAACUAAUUUUCUUAUGAAAAGCUAAUGAAUAGCAAUGAAGCAAUUAUGUCCUACAAUAUAUCAAAUUAGAUCUUUGUAUUUAUAGCUCCCCUAUCCAUUGUAUUUGGGGGUUGGUGGUCGAGUCAAAAGGUCUGCCAUAGAGCAUGGACCUCAUGCAUAGAGCAAGUUAAUUACUGAAAUUAUUUAUAAAUAAUCUAACAUCCUUCUACCAUUAUCAGCAUUACUAAUUAACUUGUCUAAUAUAACACAAGCUAUGAUUUUAUGGAUACACAAUUACUCAGUAUAUUAGUAUUUCAACAAGAACACUUGUAUUUAUCACGGAAAUGCUAUUAAUUUCUGUAACCGCCAAAAUAUUAACCAUUACCACAGUAGUACACACUGAUAGAACAGUUGGAAGGUCAAUUUCAUUUGUUGAAAUUACACAUGAUUUAAAAGAUUUUGCUACUUUUUUUAGCGAUUUAAAAGAUUUUGCUACUUUUUUUUAGCGAGAUCGAACACAAUGUUACUGUUUUAGCCUUCUACUAGUCCUUACUGGAUGAAAUGCAGUUGUCUCCCCUUGUAGCAAUGAUCUGUUAAAAGUAGUUAAAUUUGCCUGUGAUAUAAGUAGGCCUUGCUAUCUGUGUAUUAUAUUAUAUUUUUUUUUAUGUUUUGCACUUUGCAGUAAACUUAUCAUUUUUAUGUUUUUCUCUUUGCAAUAAAUUUAUAUUUUAUGUUUUGCGCUUUGCAGUAAAUUUUUAGGGCAUUAUAUAGGCAUUUAACAUCCAAAAAAAUCUGUGACCUCUGUAGGGUCCUUUAAUGUGUAUUAAAACACAAUUUGAUAAUUUUGUGCCACUCUCUCUCCCUCCUGCUGUAAUUUACUCGUCUUUAAGCCCAGGGAUAUAAUAUAAAUACAUAUAAACUGUGCAGUUUUAUAUUAUCUCCCUUGAAACACUUGGCUGCCGUUUAGCUUUCUUUUUUUCUUUGCUCAAAUAUAUAUAUAUAGCUCGCCUCCUGUUUUGCUAUUGAUCUGUUGCCAUGGAAAUAAAAGCUGUAUUUUUAUAUAUGAUUUAAUUGUAUAAUUUGUAUUAAUAAAUAGACAGAAAUAA
This is a messenger RNA of Patella vulgata (common limpet), 9218 nucleotides long. RefSeq names its product TLC domain-containing protein 2. Lineage: Eukaryota; Metazoa; Mollusca; Gastropoda; Patellidae. The transcript is spliced from 4 exons. Gene Ontology annotation, biological process: phospholipid homeostasis; plasma membrane organization; membrane assembly. The record is from RefSeq and is a predicted model, not a curated record. The coding region runs from base 55 to 930 and encodes 291 amino acids. Gene Ontology annotation, cellular component: plasma membrane.